This is a messenger RNA of Amoebophrya sp. A120, 5986 nucleotides long. The record is from the annotation of a GenBank genome assembly. NCBI's taxonomy places the organism in Eukaryota, Dinophyceae, Syndiniales, Amoebophryaceae.
AUGCCGCGCUGUGCCGCAUCCGCCUCCGCAGUCACAGCGCUCUUCUUCUCCGCCGAGCACCGACCUGUCCGGAAGCGGUUCUGCCUGAUUUUCACCAUUAUCUCUUGUUUCCACAUUCUCACUUCUCGGCUCAGCACCGAAGAUGCUGACAACCGCGAAGCGCCACUCCCCUCCGGAAGUCGCUUCCACAAGCUUUUCCGCGCGGGGGCGCACGACAACGAAGCGGUGAUAAAGGCGAAGGAAGAUUUCAUCGGUGCGUCGAAGCCAGCGGGUAAGAAACCAUCAUCUUCGGCUGCCGCUAGUACAACAGCGUCGCUAUUCGACAAAAAUCCUUUCUACACGGAGAUCUGCAGGCCGCUCACGGAAGUGCCAGUCACGGAGGCGAAUUUUUUAUCCCAUACUGCUCAGUAUGGAAGUGUCAGGAUUGAAAUCGUCAAAGUUGAAAUGAUUUCUCAUGCAUAAAUUGCAAGACAUGACGCGCCUCUCUUGCAGGGAUGGCAAGUGAGGCCGACAGUCCGCCUGUUAUUUGGGGUCUGCGAUAGAGCUGCUAAAGUAGCAUGACAAAAGACGCCUUCUAUCCCUAAACAGCAUGACAAACUGGGUUUAGACGGUGCCGAAAUUUGUCAUGUGCCGCUUGGAAAUUGGGCUUCCAACUGGUAUCGAUUUUAUGCAUUGCAAGUUAUUUCAACUCUGACGAUUUCACUCCUGAGACUCCCACACUCAGCUGGAGAAAAAUACGGCUUUCACGAGCAAAUUGGAAAGCUAUCGGAGGCAAGCUAGGGAAAAAGCUGUUUCGUCGUUAUCUUCGUCCGGCGCAAGACCAAUGUCCUCUGCCAUGCGACCCCCUGCUGAACAUGUUGACAGCUCUCCUCUCGACCUGAGUUUUCUCACCGAUGUCAUCACGAGCAUCACAAAUUCCAAUCCUGGGAGUGCUCUCUCCACCCACACUGUCAAACAGCAGUGCUUCGACUGGGUCAAGAACCGCGGCUACUUAUCGCGAGAAAAAAGUGUUACCGUUACACAUUUGUUGGAUUUUCUGCAUCACAAAGUUGCUCGACAUGGCAAAUCAAACCUGUGAUGCGCAGACUAUAGGGGAAAACACGAAUGAAAUGAGGUUGGCAAGCGUUUCCUGCAUGACAGAGUUUGUCUGUCUUGCUUGUCUGCCAUCAGAGUGUGUAACUGUAACACUUUUUUCUCAGGAUACUACUAUCUCGAUUCCCCGUUCUCCGAGGAAGAAAAGCAGUUCCCCUUAUAUGACCCGCUCAGCUGUUGCAAUCUCAACCAUUACAAUAGAAUAUGGAAAUCUGUGAUCCAAGAGCGCAUAAGCUAGCCUCCUUCCAAAGGAUUGCGCAUGACAAGUUUUGGAGCCCCAAACCCACCUACAACCCGGCGAGAUUUGUAUUGCGAAAAGCUCAAUCCUGUGUGCGUUCCUCAUUGUCUUCAUGCAAGACAAAAUCCAGAUUCUAUCGUAACGUUUGAGAUUGUAACGCUUGAGCAAGCCAUACCUUAGCUUACAUUCUGCUCGUUCACAAGCACAUUGGCCAGGUCGAGAGGCUGUUGCGCGCCAUCUGGCACCGUCAGAACUACUACUGUAUCAAAUGUAAAAGUGUCUGGGUCUGGAAGAGUGCGCGACUUGUCAUGCAGCUUUUGUAUGACCCAUGAGGUCUGGAGUGCGGGACCUAGCAUGACAGAUUCUGCGCGAUCUCUGUCAUGCCUAUCCUGCAUGAGAAACUCCCUCCCGACUUGGUCAAAACUGGACGACGUUUGGUAAUCAUGCAACACAGAUUUUUGCAUGCUUCAGAUUUAGCAUGACAGGUUGCAUUCUUCCAGACCCAGACAUUUUUACAUCUGAUAUACUGCGUACACGUGGACAUCAAGGCCGACGAAGAGUUCCGGAAUAUCCUGCGUAAAACCGUCCUCAUCCCAUGGUCAAGUUGGAAACUUACCAACACAAAUCUAGAAGUUUUGGGGGCCGCGCAUGACAAGUUGCAGUGCGUAGGGUAGGGCGGGUUCGUAAGGACAGCCGCAUCGCAAAUCCGUCUGCUCAUCCUGCUUACAGCAUUAGAAAUCCCAAAACGCGACUAGAUAUGCAUAUGCCUCUCAUGGGGACCCGCAUUACAAAUGUUUCUGUGGAUGCAAAUCCACAUGACAACUAUGGGGUGGGGACGUUUUUGCUCAGGAUACGGAAUCAGGUGAGAGCACUGGUCCACUGCUUGAAUUUAGCGGCUAUGAAUUGCAAAAGCAUCGUACUAGUAUAAAUUGCAUUACAAAUUGGAUUAGCAUUACAAAUUGAAUUUGUAAUGCGGAUUUGCCUUAACAAAAAGAUUUGUAAUGCAUAAAUGCAAUUAGUACGAAUACGAUACUUUUGCACAGGAUAGCGGCGAACUACUACGACCCGGGUAGAAGCACCACCAAUUUUGACGCCAAGAACGACCUGCAGGAGCUUCACCAGAUGGAACAUCAAAAGCGCAACACGUUUCUCGCAUCAGACCCGGUUGGCGUUUACUACGUGAGUUGGACGCGCGUGGAGGCGGACAUGCGGUGUCUGCAGGAUUUGCGGAAGUUCGACUACAAGUAUGUGCUGAACCUCUGUGGACAGGACUACCCCCUUAUCAAACUGAAAAAAGCCCCCACCCCAUAUCGGAAACGGAAGAUGCGCGAAUUUGUGAUGCUGUAUUUGAGUACACAAAUGGACUUGUAUUGCUAGAAGGCCAAGAAACGAAGCUGCGGCCUAAAUUGCAGGUAAUCUGUCAUGCUGCUUUCCACUUCCAGUUCGUUGCCUCCUGUCAUCCUGGAGCUGCAAGGCUUUCCCACGCUAGGCAGCACUACGGUCCGCAUCUUUUGCCUUCUAGCAUCACAAAGCUGAUUUGUGACCACAAAUCUGCAUCACAGAUUUCCGUUUUGAUAUGAGGAGGAGGCAUUUUUCAUUGUAAUACCCCUGAAAACGAACUUGCAGAAAGUUCGGGACCUGAAAGCGUUAAACGGGCGGGCGGAGACAUAUGAGAGUGCACAGCUGCUCCCCCUCCCCCUCAUUUGUCAUGCAAAAUACCUAAUCCAAGUGCUUCCCUAUGGCACUCUUUGCAUGACAGAUGUUGCCGAAAGCCCAAACAGUACCACACUAGGCGAAUGAAUUUGUCAUGCACAGGCACCACGUGUGCUGGUGUUUGUAUUGCUGUUCAUGCAAUACUGACAAAUGAGGAGGAGGGGGACGUGUGCACUCUCAUUAGACCUACAGUGUGGAUAUGAACGUGGAGGAAAACAAGCUGUGGCGCGUCCGGGAAACCUGGCGGGUGAAGGACUUCGUGCAGAGGGCCAUCGAUGCAGAGCGGAAUUGUAUCCUGUGUAAAAGCAUCCCCACCCCAGAGUUGUAAUGGAGAUCUGCAAGCGCAAGAGCGUUUGUAAUGCGCAUCCCCAUGAUAGGCAUUCCCGAUCGUGCUUUGGAACUUGUAAUGCUGUAAACAGGAUAAGCAGAUGGAUUUGUAAUGCGACUUCCCUGUUCCAAACUGCACUACACUAGUACAGCUAGCAAUUUGUCAUGCGUGGCUCCCAAAACUUGAAGGUUUGUGUUGCAAAAUCCCCAUCUUGACUCUGGGGUGGGGACGUUUUUCAUUAGGAUAAAUUGCAUGCAGGAGAAAAUCUGCGCGGAGAAGAAAAAACAGGCGCAUUUGCUGGACCAGGACUGGAGAGCGUUUUUUUCGCACCUGAAAUUCCUGAAGACGUCGUCGGGGGCUGCAUCAAAAUCUGCAGCGGAAAGGGAAAUCGCGAAAGCGGGGGCGCAGAACAGGUAUCUAAUUAUACUUGUGUUGCCUGUUCCGAGCGCGUUCUUUUGCGAACUCUCAAAGCGGCAUGCGAAAAGAGCGAGUUUGCGUUGGGUGCUUCUUGGCCUCAAAGAUUUACUUACCCGGUCGUCUGCAUAUAGCGAAGAGGCAUACUACAGUGUAGCUUUUCGUAUAGUUUUAGACUUACAGGGAGAUGACCAAUUAAGAAUUCCUCCAGUUCUUGCGUCCACGGGAAGAAAUUUCUCCAGGGAUACUAGAAUUCAAAUUUUCAUCUGCCAAUCUUCACUGAAACCAGCUACACGGACACGAGCUUCAUUUUUCACGACACUGCCGCUCCCGAGCGAGGCAACGGCCGACGCGACUGGUGGGGCAGUCCGUUUGGAAAAGACACCGGCGUUUUUGUAUCCAGGAAAAAACAACCAUCUCCAUCCAUUUUAUGCAUCACAAACACAGGACGUCGCUCAUGCUUUGCACGACAAAUUGGAUGGGGAUGGUUGUUUUUUUGUGGAUAUUUUGCCGGUUCGGCCUAUUACGCACUCAGCAAGGUGACGGUUACCUUUAUGCAAGAGGAUUUCCAGGUACAAAAAUUUCUGAACUGGACCAAACUCCACUACGAAUCCGACGAAAGCUUCUGGGGCACUUUAAUCCGGCACUAUCCGACCGUCCCCGGAUCCUUCCCCCCGCUAUCAAGUGCAAAUAUGUCUGGGUCUGAAAGGAUGCAUUUUUGUCAUGCUUGUCUUUGUCUUUCAUGACUCGUAAUAUAAAUGUGUCAUGCACGUUACACAAGAGCCCCAGUUUUCUGUCACGCAGAAACGCAGUUUGUCGUGCAGAAAAAUAGGCAACACCUAGAAGCUCAGAAAAUUGUCAUGGUGAGCCAGCAGUUGUGGGCUCCUCAUGAUACGCCACCCAGCAUCACAAGUUUCCACAUGACCCAGACACUUUUGCAACGCAUACCCGCACAGAGAUUACGACCUGUCGGAGCUGAAAUCCAGGUCGCAUCUGUAUAACUGGGAGGACCGGGCGAUGACGAAGGCUGUGUACGCGAAGACGUACGACCAAGUGCAAACGCAGGCGAAAUACCUGCCAGUGAAAUUUCUCUACAACUACGUCUUGCGGUUUUUGUUCAACUGGAACGACGACGAGAUGGCGGUAGUCCAGAACAAGGGCUUUUUUACCACUUUCAUCGGCACCUUCAACGUCAACAGCGAUCCGUACUUGAUAUCCUGUGCAAAAGUAUCGUACUCGUAUAAAUGCAUCACAAAUUUCCUCAGCGUGAGAAAUAAAGUUUGUAAUGCGGAUUUGCCUCAAGAAAAAGAUUUGUAAUGCAUGACUGCGAUUAGUACGAGUGCGAUGCUUUUGCAUUUGAUACUUGAUGGAAAGGGUCAAUGUCAUCGCGAAUCCCAAAUGUUAUCCAGAGGAAAUUUUAUCCCGUUCCCGCACAGGUGCAAAUGCAUAUGCAGCUUCUGCAUGACAAAGUUUGGCGGAGCGAGUUUGUCAUGCACUUUGUUUGUGCGUCGUGUAGAAGUACGGGAACAAAUUUUUAUUGCAUAAGCCCCACGGGAAGUACAUUCGAAAAUCCUGUACCUACGGCGCUUUAGAUCUUCCCUGGAUCGUAUCGUACGAAAAGAGUGUUUCACUGUAAGGAUUUUGCAAGUUUGGCAUGACAAGUUCGUUACACAUGACAGGGAAAACUUGGCAUGCGAGGUUCCUAAGGGAAAACACAGCUAAAAAUCGCCUGUCUUGCAUGUGUAGCAAGACAAACACUUCUGAGAUGCAGUUUCUGCAUUACAAGUUUACAGUGAAACAGUUUUUUCUUGCGAUAGAUCGCACAGAUGCCGCAUUGGACCGGGAACAAGUUCGAUUACAACAUGGACCCGGUGCCGAUAGACUGCUUAGACCUAGUCUUGCGGAGAAAAACGCUUGAGGAUGCAGCGGGGCAUCAAGUGGGAGAACUAAGCGGUAAAGUGCCAGCUCCUGCCACGACUAGUGCUGGUACACCGUGAGAUUCCAGUUGCGAGCAUCGCAUGCUAUGCGUCGAGUUUCGCAGUGCGCUACUGCAGAAUAUGCUAGAAUGUUUGGAGGAGGAAUUGACUCAAUGCGGUUUCAGCCGGGAAGAACAAGAGCUACUAACGAACUCUACGCGUCAACGCCAUAAGUAGAGAUGAGGAACGUGAAGUGUACUUACGCGCGAUCACACGAAUGAAGAU